Molecule: messenger RNA, 7129 nt
Organism: Micropterus salmoides (largemouth bass)
Lineage: Eukaryota; Metazoa; Chordata; Actinopteri; Centrarchiformes; Centrarchidae
Product: cadherin-4-like
Exons: 17
Coding region: 284-3085 (933 amino acids)
Biological process (GO): adherens junction organization; calcium-dependent cell-cell adhesion; cell-cell junction assembly
Cellular component (GO): adherens junction; plasma membrane; catenin complex
Molecular function (GO): cadherin binding; calcium ion binding
Source: RefSeq, a predicted model, not a curated record
GUUUCUUUAAGUGCGUGUGUGGAGUUUUCCUGCACAGGGUGAUAGGAGGGGUUGGAGAGUGACGCUGGCUGCGCUUUGGUGCUGAGCGGAGCGCUCACCUGCAGAUGAGAGAGCUGGGGAAACUCGAGGCAGAGCUGCAGCACACUCACAGAGCACACGGAGGGACGUAACGAACAAUCUGACCAAGAAAGGGGGGGAAUUACACAAUUUUUGGAGAAGAAUUACGAAUCGACCCUCUUUCUGGUUCCUCGUCCAGGCAGCCCUGGCUCGCUUGCUCGCCACGAUGAGAACAGACUUCGCUCUGGUCCUGACAGCAGCCCUUCUUCUUGACACAUUCUGGAGGAAUAAUGGGGAGCAUGCUUCCAGUGGUCCCUGCCAAGCUGGCUUCUCACAAAGCUUCUACUCUGUGCUGAUUUCGAGGGAUGUACUGCAAGGCCAGGGCAUACUUAAAGAUACCCCAGUGUCAUCACAAAAAGUGAAGUUUGAUGACUGCAUGGGGAAUGAAGCAGUGGUUUUCCAGAGCAGUGACCCUAUCUUCAGCGUGCGGACAGAUGGGUCCAUAUUUGCCCGGGGAGAGGGAGCCAGCCUGGACGAACCAGUCCAGUUUAAACUGACAGCAAGUGGUCCACACACACAUGUCUGGGAGACUGUGAUCCAACUGGCACUAAUUGACCCACUUUCAUCUCAACAAAAUGAAAAUGAGGUCACAAAGGAAGAGCGGAAAGUCACUGAGAGAAAAGAGAAGAAGGAGUUCCAAGCACCACCUCCUGUCAUCAUGUUCUCAGGGUCCGGCCUGAACAGCUCCAAGGGUCUACGGAGACAGAAGAGGGACUGGGUGAUCCCACCAAUCAACGUGGCGGAAAAUUCUCGAGGACCGUUCCCUCAGAUGCUCGUCAGUAUUCGUUCAGACCAGGACAAGGACAUCUCGAUCCGAUACAGCAUCACUGGGGUGGGAGCAGAUCAACCACCCAAUGAAGUGUUCAAUAUAGACCCCGUGCUUGGAAAGAUGUUCGUCACCAAACCUCUUGAUAGAGAACGUCGCUCUUCUUACCAUUUGCGAGCACAUGCUGUGGACAUGAAUGGGAACCAAGUUGAGAACCCCAUCGAUCUGUACAUCUUCGUCAUAGACAUGAAUGACAACAGACCCGAGUUCAAAAACCAGGUCUACAAUGGCUCUGUGGAUGAAGGCUCUAAACCAGGAACGUAUGUGAUGCACCUGUCAGCGUUCGAUGCUGAUGACAACACCACAGCUAAUGGAAUGGUGCGCUAUCGAAUCCUGUCCCAGACGCCGCACAGCCCCAUCCCUAACAUGUUCACCAUCAACAGUGAGACUGGAGAUAUUGUGACCGUGGCGCCUGGUCUUGAUCGAGAGAAAGUGUCCCAGUAUACCAUCAUCGUGCAGGCCACGGACAUGGAGGGCAACCUGAACUUUGGUCUUUCUAACACAGCCACUGCCAUCAUCACUGUCACGGACAUCAAUGACAACCCUCCCAUGCUGACCUCCAGAACUUUUUCCGGUGAGGUACCAGAGAACCGAGUGGAUGUUGUUGUGGCUAAUCUGACGGUGAUAGACGCUGACCAACCACACUCGCCUAACUGGAAUGCCAUCUACAGGAUCAUCAGCGGAGACCCAUCUGGGCACUUCACCAUCCGCACUGACCCUGUCACCAAUGACGGCAUGGUAACCGUUGUGAAGCCAGUAGACUUUGAGAUGAACCGUGCCUUCAUGCUGACGGUAGUGGUGUCCAACCAGGCCCACCUAGCCAGUGGAAUCCAGUCUUCGCUCCAGUCCACAGCUGGGGUCACCAUAUCUGUCCAGGACGUCAACGAAGCCCCUUACUUCCCCACGAACCCGAAACACAUCCGCUUUGAGGAGGGUGUACCUGCUGGCACCAGCCUGACGACCUUCUCAGCCUCAGAUCCCGACCGACUACAGAUGCAGCAGACAAUCAGGUAUUCAAAGCUGAACGACCCUGCAGACUGGUUGUCCAUCAACAGAACCAAUGGUCAGAUCGUAACCACAGCAAUGCUCGACCGGGAAUCUGUCUAUGUUAAAAACAAUAUAUAUGAAGCCACAUUCCUGGCAACAGACAAUGGCUCUCCUCCAGCCAGCGGCACAGGCACACUGCAGAUCUAUCUGAUAGAUAUUAAUGACAACCCCCCAGCGCUUAUACCCAGGGAGUCUCAGAUAUGUGAGCGGAUAAACAAGAACGUCCACGGUGUCAACAUCACUGCCGCUGACGCAGACACAGACCCCAACGCUGGACCCUUUGUCUUUGAGCUACCCAGCCUUCCUGCGAGCAUCCGACGCAACUGGACGAUUUCUCGGAUCAGUGGUGAUUACGCUCGUCUAGGGCUGCGGUACCAGAUUUACUUAGAGCCGGGGGUGUAUGAGGUCCCUAUAAUUGUGUCGGACUCGGGGAACCCACCAUUGUCCAACAGGUCAGUCAUCAAAGUGAAGGUGUGUCCAUGUGAUGAAAACGGAGACUGCACCACUCUCGGGGCCGUGGCAGCUGCUGGCCUGGGAACAGGAGCCAUUAUCUCCAUCCUCAUCUGCAUCAUCAUACUGCUCAGUAUGGUGCUGUUGUUUGUGGUGUGGAUCAAGCGCAGAGAGAAGGAGAGGCAGACCAAGCAGCUGCUUAUUGACCCUGAAGACGAUGUCAGAGACAACAUCCUCAAAUAUGAUGAAGAGGGAGGAGGAGAAGAGGACCAGGACUACGACCUGAGCCAACUGCAGCAGCCUGACUCUUUGGAGCACAUCAUCAGCAAGCCGCCUGGUGUCCGCAGAGUAGAUGAACGUCCCAUCAUCCCUGAGUCCCAGUACCCAAUCAGACCUGUCGUGCCGCAUCCUGGAGAUAUCGGGGACUUCAUCCACGAGGGUCUGAGAGCAGCAGACAAUGACCCCACAGCUCCUCCAUAUGACUCCCUGCUGGUGUUUGAUUAUGAGGGCAGCGGCUCUACUGCCGGCUCUGUCAGCUCCCUCAACUCCUCCAGCACGGGGGACCAGGACUAUGACUACCUCAACGACUGGGGCCCCCGCUUCAAGAAGCUGGCCGAUAUGUACGGGGGAGGGGAUGAGGAUUAAAUCUGCCCAGUCACACAUGCACACACACACACCCUCGUCCCGUCAGCUGGCCUGCCAUGCUCUGUCCCUCUAACACAUGGGGCUAUUACACCCUUAUUGAACACACGUUAACAAUGACAUGUUCCCACUGUCCAACUACUGACCAACCAACCAACCAAUCAACCCACCACAGAGGACCAGUGCCAUGAGUCAGUUUCAGGUGCUCUUCUCAACCGUCUCCUGCUCUAAGCCUGUCUACGACUGAAACGGAUAUAUUACGGACUUAUAGUUUGUAUUUUCAAACUCUUUUGCUUUUGUUCCAUUUCAGGUUUUAUGCUAGAUGUAGAAUUUAGUCAAAUUUAGUUUUCCUCUAGUUUCUGUAGCUUUUUUUUUUGUCCCCACUCCCCUUCAAUUCGAGCCAUUCCCUAUUCCUGAGGGGUUUCACUUUUCCCUCGCUGUCAGCCCCUGCCUGCCUCUCUGCAGAAGCUUUAGGUUGAGCUGCUUGCUUUGUCUGAGGGGAACAAAAGGGAAAAAAAGAAGAACACAGAUAUGAAAGUCCUUCGUGCACGGAGGGCCCUGGUUUAUUCUUUCUUGAACUUGAAUUACUUAGAACAGAAGCACUGUUGUUUAAAAAGUGCCUUCAGUGGUGCGUAUUUUAGCAGGCUCCCGCUAACUCAGGAUUGGUUGCCAUUUUCUGGGCUUACAUGCCCCCAUAUGACCCCUGACCCUUUAACUCAGACGUUCCCUUAUCAUUUCUAUCGUCCUGCAGGGCUGUGGUAGCUGCAGGAGAUGUCAGUGCUGGUUUCAGAGGAGCAUUGACUGGCUUACGAGGGCGCUUUAUGUAGACGUACUGUACAUAGGCCUACAGUGUGUCUGUAAGUUAUGGACAAAUCAUAAACUUUUCAAGUCAGGCAUAUCUGUGCUCCUAGAUCACAGCCAACUUGAAUGUGAUUACUGAAAUUACAAAAUACAUUAUGGGACUGUCUUAGAGAAGAAAUGCAUUGCGUGUCUUUUUUUAUUGUGGCUUCAAUAGCAGCUGUGUUUGUUUUGAGCUCUCAGUAUUUGCACCUGAAAGGGUUGUUACUACAUUUUGAAGAUUGACAAGUCAUGUGUGUUACCUCUAUAAUGUUACUGUAUAUGAAGUACAUAUGAGGGUUAUUUAAGGAGACUUUGUCUUUAAGAUCAUUUAAGGUUUGCAUGUAUCCCUUCACUCAAAGGUAAUUAACAUGGCACCAGUUAUUGUGUGGUAAAUGUGUCAAAGAAAACCAUAUAAACUGUACAAACACGAGGGGAAAAAAAACACAGGAUUACUUCAAAUAGCUCAGAUAGUGUUACAUACUGAGUUGUGAGCUUGUACAAGUCCCUUUCUCUCUUUAUUUUUUUCCUUUUGUUGAUUCACUGUUGUUUCUCAGCAAGCAAACUUUUAGUAUACAAACUUUGGUGCUGGUCCCUGUCACAGCGACUGGGGGUAUUCAGCCUCAACCAGGGAUUUAGCGCCUUCACAAUCUGUCUCUCUUCAGGCAGCAUUUCAUUCAUCUGAAAUUUUCUCCUAAAAUUUUUUGGCUGCAAGUUCAAGAGGUUUUGAAAAGAAGUUAGAGGAAGGGAAAGUCUGUUAUGAAGUUGUGCAUUUUAUCAAAGCAGACGUGCAAAACUAAAGCUUCAGUAAUAGCGCUUUAAAAGACAUUUUGAAAGACAGUUUUGUUGUAAGUUAAUGAAAAAGCAGCUCUACCCAUGGGCUUUUGUGAUCAUAUUUCGGGGCCCCUGCAUGUAGAGAACUGGGGAAGAAAGAGCUUUAGUCUUUGUAUUAAAUUAUUUAAAUAUGCAAAACAUUUCACAGAGGGACCAGGGAGAUGCUGGUGAAUGAUAGAAAGGUUUAAUCAUUCCUUAUCUUCUGAGUACCCAUUGAAACACUCCUCGCAGUUUCAACUUGAUGUGGACUGACCAGAUUUUCUAUUAAUUAUGAAUAUGAUGAAUGCUUGGAGGAAAUCUCAGAAACGACAGUGUUCUUCAGAUAAUGUAACGAGAAGGAUACUCCAAUCCCCUUUUUUCUGCUGCUGCUUUUCAACUGUUUAUCACCUGCUCGUGGUUCAUAUGAAUAUCUGAAGGUAAAAACAAUCUUUAGUUUUCAGAAAUGGUAAUAAAAACUGUAACUAUAGUUUCAGAGUGGACGAAAAAUAAUUAUCUUGUGAAGAUAUAAAUAGAAAAUUUUGCCUGUUAGUGCAAAUAUUCAUCAUGCCAUAACAAAGAAAUAUGUGUGAGAGUUUUAUUUGACUAUAAACCAGGAAAGGUCAUAGUAUAAUUAAAAAGGUAAACAGGGUAGGAAUCUCUUGAUUUACAUUAAUAGACAAACUGGUGCAAAUUGCACCUUGCGGUGUAGAAACUGAUAGUUUCAGGAUAGCUGUCAGCUUAGAGCGGAAACACAGUAAACAUCAGAGAAGGAGUUGUUUCCACAACUUGCUGCUGGAUAAGCUCUUUUCUAUCCGACUGCUCUUCAGCCUACAGAAUAUCUUCACAAAAUAAACACAGCUGUUACUUUCUGCUAUUUGUGAUUAUUUCUGACAUAUAAAUGUUGUAUAUUCAGACCAUUUUUAUACAUUUGGUAACAUGACUUAUCUGUUUCUGUGUGGUCUUUGCAUUUUCUUUCACUCCAGUUGUGUUUAAAAUGAAAUACUUGGCAAUGUAUAUUUCACCACAAAAAGCCAUGUGCAUUUAAGAGAAUCUGUAUGAUUCAGCUUACAGCCAUACUCGUGUCGCUGUCAAGUUUAGCUUCAUCAUGGUGAAACGGUUCCACUUGUACAGUCUAUCCUAGCACACACUCACUCCUCUAGGCCUUAUUGUAUAUAUGUGAGUGUUCCAUAUUAUAUGAACCCUUUCAGCAUUGCUCUAAUUCAGCUGUGGAGCUCCAACAUUACCGAUGGCCAUCCUGCAAAAUAAACACAUGCUUAGUGAAAUGCUUGUGCUCGCUAAUAAGACGUUCAGACCAGAUUCAGGGCCUAACAGGAGACAGGAGGCCACCUCACACACACACACACACAAUUUACACAAGGUAACUGACCUUUAUAACUGUGUCAUACAUACAUACAUGACACAAUGCCAUUAUGAUGCUGAAUGUUAUCUACGACUCGCAAUGACACGUGGCAGCAAAUCAUCAGUGCAGUCGGUCAAAGUUGGCACCCCCAUUUAAAUGCAAUUUGUGAGGGGAAAUUAAGAAAGAUUGAUCAUUACUUGUUACAUACUUGGUCAACUUGUCUUAUUGACGUUCCCUUGCUAAAGUGAGGGGAGUAUUAGCAAAUGAUAGAAUGAAGGAAGAACUAUUACACUGCUGUAGUCGAACCAUGUCUUCUGGCUGUGUCAACAACAGCUAUUCUGCCUCUCUGACUGGUGUUAGUUAAAGGACACUUAGUCUCACACGGGACACUGCCUGAAGAUGGACACACACAUGACGGGAGGCUCCAGCUGAAGCCAGACUUUUGCUCUGCUAUGGCCAGAACUACAAAGACAUGCCGCAGUGUUUCAAACAAGUUCUCCCAAUACUGCUCAAGUCCAAGUGUACAUAAUGUAGUAUUUGCUUUCAGCUAAACAGACCAAGUUAGGCAAAAUGUAACUGUACAAUUGGAGCUUUUUGCAUGUGUCUUUUUAUAAUGGACAGAUGAGUUCUAUUACAGUAACCAUACAACAUUUUAAAAUGUGUCGCAGCCCGCAUGACCGAGGUUGCAGUUCAGAAGGGAUUCUGGUGUACCAUACUCACGUAGUUUCAAACGGAGGAGAAAAAAAGCUGAAAAAAUAAUUGCACAGUUAUCAAGUCAAAAGACUUUUUUGUAAAUUGUCAACAGCACAAAUAUUUUGUAUUGUUGUUUGUACCAUUUUAUAAGAAAAUUAAGAAAAAAAAAAAAAGGGAAAGAAUCUGUUGUUUCAAGCGUGUGUUUAUAGUGCCACUGCAAUCUUGGUUUCCAAAUACCGUACAGUAAAUGCGCAGCCUUGCAGAUCAACCUUGUAAUAUAGACGCUGAGCUGGAGACUCCCUGUCAGCACCAUGUGUUAUAAAUAAAAUUUCCCCUCCUUAUAA